AUGAUCUGCCUCAAAGGAGCCCGGCUUUACCCCACCAACACCACCACCACCACCAACACCUCCACCUCCACCUCCAGCUCCCGGCACCACUCGGAUGCGAUGACUGACUCGGUCGCGGACGGCAAAGCGGAGGUCAAACAAGCCACGAAAUAUGUCAAAGAGACCGAGAACGUGGCGGAAAAAUACUCCGCGCUGACCGUCAGCAAGAACAGCAGCGACGUGAACAUGAACGUCGGGGAAGUGCCCUCCGCAGCCUUCACCGCAGUCCCCACCAUGAAAUCCGUCAAGAAGAUCCAGUUUGCAAAUACUGAGGAUAAACAGGAGUUCAGCAAGUACCCGACCAAGGCGGGCCGGCGCUCCCUUUCACGGUCCAUCUCGCAGUCCUCCACAGACAGCUACAGCUCAGCUGCAUCCUACACUGACAGCUCCGAUGAUGAAACCUCCCCCCGGGACAAAGCCCAGGUCAACAGCCAUGGCAGCAGCGACUUCUGCGUGAAGAACAUCAAACAGGCUGAAUUUGGCCGUCGAGAAAUUGAAAUUGCAGAGCAAGACAUGUCUGCCCUGAUCUCCUUGAGAAAGAGAGCCCAGGGGGAGAAGCCACUGGCUGGGGCAAAGAUAGUGGGCUGUACCCACAUCACUGCUCAGACGGCUGUGCUGAUUGAGACCCUGGUCGCCCUCGGGGCUCAGUGUCGCUGGACUGCCUGUAACAUCUACUCCACUCAGAACGAGGUGGCUGCGGCUCUGGCCGAGAUAGGCGUACCUGUGUUUGCAUGGAAGGGUGAAUCAGAGGAUGACUUCUGGUGGUGUAUCGACCGCUGUGUCAACACUGGGGGCUGGCAGGCCAACAUGAUCUUGGAUGAUGGUGGAGAUUUAACCCACUGGGUGUACAAAAAGUAUCCCAGCAUCUUCAAAAGAGUCCGUGGUAUUGUAGAGGAGAGUGUCACUGGUGUUCACAGAUUGUACCAGUUAUCUAAGGCUGGCAAGCUGUGUGUGCCAGCGAUGAAUGUGAAUGACUCUGUAACCAAGCAGAAGUUUGACAACCUCUACUGCUGCCGGGAAUCUAUCCUGGAUGGCUUGAAGAGGACUACAGAUAUAAUGUUUGGAGGGAAGCAAGUGGGAAAAGGCUGCUGCACUGCUCUUAAAGCCCUGGGAGCGAUUGUGUGCAUCACAGAGAUUGACCCCAUAUGUGCCCUGCAGGCAUGCAUGGAUGGAUUCAGAGUGGUCAAGCUGAGUGAGGUCAUCCGGCAGAUGGACGUGGUGAUAACUUGCACUGGCAACAAGAAUGUUGUCACCAGAGAGCAGCUUGACCGAAUGAAGAAUGGCUGCAUCGUCUGCAACAUGGGCCACUCCAAUACCGAGAUAGAUGUGGCAAGUCUGCGCAGCCCUGAACUGACCUGGGAAAGGGUCCGCUCUCAAGUUGAUCACAUCAUCUGGCCUGAUGGGAAGAGGGUGGUCCUGCUUGCAGAGGGUCGCCUCUUGAACCUGAGCUGCUCCACAGUGCCUACAUUUGUUUUGUCCAUCACUGCAACAACUCAAGCCCUGGCCUUGAUUGAGUUGUUUAAUGCACCGGAGGGACGCUACAAACAAGAUGUUUAUCUUCUGCCCAAGAAAAUGGACGAAUACGUGGCCAGUCUGCACCUGCCAAACUUUGAUGCCCACCUGACGGAGCUUUCUGAUGAGCAGGCCAAGUACAUGGGCCUCAACAAGAAUGGCCCUUUCAAACCAAAUUAUUACAGUGGGUCCCGGCAUUCACUUCUGCAGAAGUUCAGAGAGACAGAGACUGGCCUGAAGGAAACUUCCGAAAGGACUUGCACCUUUAACAGAGAGCGAUUUGAAAGCACUUCAAACAAGAUGUCCUCAGCUAAGGGAAUCUCCAUUGGCAUUGAUCUUGGCACCACCUACUCUUGUGUUGGGGUUUUCCAGCACGGCAAAGUGGAGAUUAUCGCCAAUGACCAAGGCAACAGAACUACGCCCAGCUAUGUGGCAUUCACCGACACAGAGAGACUCAUUGGAGAUGCUGCCAAAAACCAAGUGGCCAUGAACCCCACUAACACCAUUUUUGAUGCCAAGCGACUCAUUGGAAGGAAAUUUAAUGACCAAGUGGUCCAGUCUGACAUGAAACUUUGGCCUUUUAAGGUGGUCAAUGACAGCGGAAAGCCCAAAGUCCAAGUGGAAUACAAAGGCGAGACAAAAGCGUUCUACCCUGAGGAGAUCUCGUCCAUGGUCUUGGUUAAAAUGAAGGAGAUAGCUGAGGCUUACUUAGGACAGAGAGUCUCAAACGCAGUCAUCACUGUCCCAGCUUACUUUAAUGACUCGCAGAGACAAGCCACCAAAGAUGCUGGGGUUAUCUCUGGACUGAACGUUCUGAGAAUCAUCAAUGAGCCCACAGCAGCAGCUAUCGCUUACGGCCUGGAUAAAGGCAAAAGAGGAGAGCGCAAUGUACUCAUUUUCGACCUUGGUGGAGGCACCUUUGAUGUGUCUAUCCUGACUAUUGAAGACGGCAUCUUUGAAGUAAAAGCCACCGCAGGGGACACACACCUCGGCGGGGAAGACUUUGACAACAGAAUGGUCAGCCACUUUGUUGAGGAAUUUAAAAGAAAACACAAAAAGGACAUUAGCCAGAAUAAGAGAGCGUUGAGGAGAUUGCGUACAGCUUGUGAGAGAGCCAAGAGGACCUUGUCUUCCAGCUCCCAGGCUAGCAUUGAGAUUGACUCCCUGUUCGAGGGAAUUGACUUUUAUACCUCAAUCACAAGGGCACGCUUUGAGGAGCUCAACUCUGAACUCUUCAGAGGAACACUGGAGCCAGUCGAGAAAGCUCUGCAAGAUGCCAAGCUGGAUAAAUCCAAGAUCCAUGAAAUUGUCCUGGUCGGUGGCUCCACAAGAAUUCCUAAAAUCCAGAAGCUUUUACAGGACUUCUUCAAUGGCAGAGAGCUGAACAAAAGCAUCAAUCCAGAUGAGGCGGUGGCGUACGGGGCAGCAGUCCAGGCUGCUAUCCUCAUGGGCGACACUUCAGAAAAUGUUCAGGAUCUCCUGCUGCUGGAUGUGGCUCCCCUGUCUCUGGGAAUUGAAACUGCUGGCGGUGUUAUGACACCUCUUAUCAAGCGAAACACCACGAUCCCAACGAAGCAGACUCAGAUCUUCUCAACAUACUCAGACAACCAGCCAGGGGUGCUAAUUCAGGUGUAUGAAGGUGAGAGGGCCAUGACAAAAGACAACAAUCUCCUGGGGAAAUUUGAGCUCACAGGGAUCCCUCCCGCCCCCAGAGGCGUGCCACAGGUAGAGGUAACCUUUGACGUAGAUGCUAAUGGCAUCCUAAAUGUCUCUGCCGUGGACAAAAGCACCGGCAAAGAAAACAAAAUCACCAUCACCAAUGACAAGGGCCGGCUCAGCAAAGAGGAAAUAGAGCGCAUGGUGCAGGAUGCUGAUAAGUACAAAGCUGAGGACGAGCAGCAGAGAGAGAAGAUCGCCGCGAAGAAUGCCCUGGAGUCAUACGCCUACCAGAUAAAGAGCACCGUAGAGGACGAGAAUCUGAAAGGGAAGAUCAGCGAAGAGGACAAAAAGCUGGUCAUUGACAAGUGCAACCAGACAAUCUCCUGGCUGGAGAACAACCAGAUGGCCGAGAAGGAUGAGUACGAGCAUCAGCAGAGUGAACUAGAGAGGGUGUGCAAGCCGGUUGUGACAAAGUUGUAUCAGGGCUCAGCGCCCUCUGGAAGCUGCGGUAGCCAGGCAGGAGGCGGCUCCCAGGGCCCCACCAUCGAGGAAGUGGACUAAAAUCACAGACCCCACCACGUCAUCUCUGCAAAGGGCUCUCCACUAUUUUCUACAACGUUUGUGAUUUAUUUGUCGUUAGUCCUGCCACAAUAACAAUAAAAACAGUUAUGGAAAAA
Menidia menidia (Atlantic silverside) is the source of this 3887-nucleotide messenger RNA. The record is from the annotation of a GenBank genome assembly. NCBI's taxonomy places the organism in Eukaryota, Metazoa, Chordata, Actinopteri, Atheriniformes, Atherinopsidae.